AACGUUGUUUGGCUUUUUGUGCCAUGUGCGCGCUUGUGGCCGUCGCUUUCAAUUGAUGAUAAUUUCAAAAAUGAGUCAUUUACACAAGCUCCUGAGGUUUCUGAGGACAAAACCCUGCAUCUGCAGCGUUCGGCCGAUUACUAAAGCUAGCAAUGCCGUCUCACUGCCGAGCGAUCUCAGCGAUGCACUCGAUGCGGCCGAGAUCAAGCACAGGAAUCACCCUGGAGCGCGAAGACGGAAGCAAGUCAAGCUUCCAGAGAAACUACUGACGGCGGCCGAAGCUGUUCUCGAAAAAGCAAACUUGCGCGAAGCAGCCAUGGUUAUCAGGAACCAGCUCUGGUCUCGGCACCUACCCAUCGACAAUGAUGAGCUCAGAUCCCGAGCUAUGAACAUUGAGAAGGAGCUCUUUGGAAACUCUCUUGAGAGAAUGAGCCAGGAGGAAAGAGAUUACGUUGAAGAAGAUGCGAAAAAACAAGUAUUUGAGCGCCUGAAGAAGCGAGUGAGAUUGUGGAAGCCUAUGAGGUAUGAUGAUUUCGGAGCUCGUGGCUACCUUGUCGGGAAACUAGCCGGCGACUAUGCAAUUCAACAUUUAAAUCCUGCUUUCUCCCCUAAUUCUAUCAUGGACUUUGGGUCAGGUCUUGCUUCAUGUUUCUGGGCUGCAAAGAGUAUAUGGCCAAAAUACUUCCAAGAGUACUUUAGUGUUGACAUCUCAAAUGAAAUGCAUAAUCUGGCAAGGCUUUUGGCAGCAGGAGGAAAUACCAAUGCACAGGUGAAGUUCCGCUCGUUUUUUCAACGGGAAUUUCUUCCAUCUACAGAUAAGAUUACCUUUGACCUUGUGGUCAGUGCAUUCACACUCAUGGAGCUGCCAAACGCGAUGCAAAGGUUGGAAACUGUGGCCAGCCUGUGGGGCAAGACCAGUGGCCUGUUGGUUCUCAUUGAAAACGGCACACAGGCCGGACAUAAGGCCAUUGCCGAAGCUCGUGACUUCAUACUAAUGAUCAGCAAAGAUGGUGGUCAAGAACCUGCCCAUGUUUUGGCUCCUUGUCCUCAUGACCUCGAUUGCCCAAGGGAGACACAGGCUCUCGGAAUUCCCUGCACGUUCCAAGCACGCUACGAGGAGCCUUUCCUUACAGCCAGCAGGCACCCGGCUAUUUCAAGGUACUCUUACGUGGUACUGCAGAGGCCUGGAGAAAUUGCCAAGGAGAGAGAGUGGGCUCGUGUGAUCCGGCCAGUUCUGCGUCGUAGCCGGCACGUGGUCUGCCGGUUCUGCUGCAAGGAUGCACAAUUGAGAGAAUUUGUGUUCAGCAAAAAAAGGCACGGCAGGCACGUCUACCGAUUGGCCCGCUCUAGUGAGUGGGGAGACCAACUGCCGCUGGACAUGCUGCCACCUGACGAAGAAGGAACACCACUGUGCGAUGGCUGUGCUGAAGAUGUCGGCAUUGACACAGUUGACGAUGUAUAUAGCAAAUAAACAGUACAAGUAACAUUGUUAA
Rhipicephalus microplus (southern cattle tick) is the source of this 1493-nucleotide messenger RNA. RefSeq names its product ribosome assembly protein METTL17, mitochondrial. Gene Ontology annotation, biological process: translation. Lineage: Eukaryota; Metazoa; Arthropoda; Arachnida; Ixodida; Ixodidae. Gene Ontology annotation, molecular function: structural constituent of ribosome; methyltransferase activity. Gene Ontology annotation, cellular component: mitochondrial small ribosomal subunit. The record is from RefSeq and is a predicted model, not a curated record.